Molecule: messenger RNA, 2252 nt
Organism: Cucurbita pepo subsp. pepo (vegetable marrow)
Lineage: Eukaryota; Viridiplantae; Streptophyta; Magnoliopsida; Cucurbitales; Cucurbitaceae
Source: RefSeq, a predicted model, not a curated record
AAAUGCCAUACAAGUUAUUCUCUUGAUUCGAGGAGCUCUGUUUGAGAGACCAUUUUCAUGGAGGUUCAUUUCCGAGUUGAAAAGGGAGAGAUCAGAUUCAGAUCGUAACCUAUCGUUGCAAGUUUCUUCUGGAUUCAUGUUUAUGUCUGACUCUGAUCUUCUCUACAACUGUUCAGUUUCUUACUCAGUACCAUGUGCUCUUCUUUUCUUCUAGGUUUUUGAAGUUCGACUUCUUCUUCUUCUUCUUCUUCUUCCUUCUUGCAUUCCUGUUCCAGAUACACCAUAGAGUCUGCUGAUGAGAAGUUUCAGAUGUAUCAUGAAAGAUAGGAAAGAUUUUUAGAGAAAAAUCAUGUUCUGAAAUUAUCCAGCCACCUUGAUUCAACGUAUUUGUGUUCCUGAUCGUGAAGCAUCUCACCAUGCUUAAGCAAAUUCUGAGCAAACUUCCUCGGAAGUUGCAGAAGUCGGAAUCGACCGAUGCUGCAACGAAUGAUUCUGGCAACAACACUUCUCGUCUGGGGCAUGUAUUCCAGUGUACAAAUGUAGGGAGUGCCUUCUCAAGUAAAUUAAAUGUAGUCAAACGUGUUUCUUCAGCAGUUUUCCCUGCAAGUAUUGCAGCAGGAGCAGAAGCAGUAGAUCCCCACUUGUCAUUCAAAGACGUUCAAAAUCCACAAAAGCAGAACCUGUUUAUCAGUAAAUUGAACUACUGCUGUGAGGUUUUCGAUUUGAACAAUAUGGAGAAGCAAGAUCUUAAGCGUCAGAUGUUGAUAGAUGUCGUCGAUUUCGUUACCUCUGGAUCUGCAAAGUUCACUGAGACAGCUAUUUCAGCAGUGUGUAAGUUGUGUGUUGCUAAUCUUUUUCGUGUUUUCCCUCCGAAAUCUCGCUCAACUUCGACCGGUGGAGAAACUGAGGAUGAUGAACCAAUAUUUGAUCCGGCUUGGUCGCUUUUGCAAAAUGUAUAUGAUCUACUACUUCAUUUUGUCAGCAGCAAUUCAUUAGAUGCAAAAGUGGCCAAAAAAUAUCUUGAUCAUGCUUUCAUUCUGAGAUUGCUCGACCUCUUUGAUUCUGAUGAUCCUAGAGAAAGAGAUUGCUUGAAAACAAUCCUUCAUCGUGUCUAUGGGAAAUUCAUGAUACACAGGCCUUUCAUUAGGAAAGGUAUUAGCAAUGUCAUGUACUGUUUCGUUUUCGAGACCGAGCGACAUAAUGGAAUUGCAGAACUCUUGGAGAUUUUUGGUAGUGUGAUUACCGGGUUCGCGUUGCCAUUGAAGGAGGAACACAAGACAUUUUUAUGGAGGGUAUUAAUUCCUCUUCACAGACCAAAAUCAGUCGGAAUUUAUCAUCAACAAUUAACAUAUUGUAUUGUACAGUUUAUAGAUAAGGAUCCCAAGUUGGCCAGUACAGUUAUAAAGGGACUUUUAAGAUAUUGGCCUUUAACAAAUAGCCAGAAAGAGCUGAUGUUCUUAAGUGAAAUAGAAGAGAUUCUGGAAAUGAUCACCAUGGUUGAGUUCCAGAAGAUCAUGGUUCGUCUCUUUCGGCGACUCGGAUAUUGCCUGAAUAGCUCUCAUUACCAGGUGGCAGAGAAAGCUCACUUGCUUUGGAACAACGAACACAUCAUCAAUCUUAUUGCACAAAACCGUCAAACAAUCAUUCCCAUCAUCAUCCCAGCACUUGAACGGAAUACACAAAAGCACUGGAACAAUGCUAUACUCAAUCUAACUUCAAAUGUGAAGAAGUUAGUCCAUGACAUGGAUGAAGAACUUGUGCUUGCUUGCCAGCUUGACUUGAAGGAGGAACAGUCGAGGUCGAUUGCAGCAGCCGAGAAAAGGAAAUUGGCAUGGGAGCAGCUCGAGAAUGUUGCGACUCCACAACUCGUAUCUACUACCGUUUCGUUUCUGGUAGAACCAGCAACAUGUGCAGUUACUGGCUAAUCACUUGAUCUCAACAAAACCACAGUAGUUCUACUUGCAGUACCAAGGAUCGAGUUAUUCGAUUCAACCAAGUUAUCGAUUACCCGAGAUGCUGCGAUAAACAAGCUAUGGAUGAUCUGAUGAUCAGAUCGUGCUGAAACUGUCUGUACAGGUGUGCUGGGUAAGCAGCCUCUUUGGUUGCCACACAAAAAAAUCUGUAUCCUUAAUCAAACAGUGUGUUUCUUCACUGUUCUUCAUAUCUCAUUAAUGAUGGGGAUUUUGUGGUUUUGAGUUCCACUUGAAGCAUUUUGAAGGCUUCAGCUUUGAGCUUCUUUUUUCUUCUGAAAA